UUAUCUGCAGCGUCUGCCUCCAUUUACACUUCCGCGUCAAAAUGGUGAGGUGCUUUGCGCUUAUUUUGCUGAUUGCGGCUGUAACCAGCGCGAUUGACCUUGAGAAUACCCAGUAUCUCAUCACAUCGCCUUAUCAAUAUUAUCUUGGUCAGAAUGAAACAAUCAACGUUCAAAUUUUUGGAACAAAACCUUGUGCAGUGAAAGUUACACUUAAAUCCAGAUAUAAUUCUCGGUUAUUCGUCUCAGUGAAUGGUACCUUUGCGCCAGGAGAACGGGGAAAGCUCGCAAUUCAUAUACCAACGUACUUUGUAACAACAACUCGUCGCUAUUACUAUCGAUACAAUUUUAAACUUCAAGCAAAUGUUUGUGGUAAAAAUUCGGAUGAAGUUGACGUGAUAGUUACACAAAGGAAUAACGACGAUGCUGUUUUUAUACAAACCGAUAAGCCAAUCUAUAAACCAGGACAAAAAAUUCGCAUGAGAAUCAUUGUACUUGACAGAAAAUUGAAACCAAAAGAAGGGAAGAUCGACAGCGUUCGUAUGAGCGUCUCUUCUACGAGAAUCAACCAGUGGGAUAAUGUGGAACUCCAGGAUGGUAUUGCUAGUCUUGAACUUCAGUUAUCCAAGGAGCCUGUUUUGGGACAAUAUCAUAUCAACGCGUUUGUUGGCAAAAAAAUAACAUCACAAAGAAUUGAAGUUUCUAAAUAUGUUUUACCAAAAUACGAAGUAAAUAUCAAACUUCCAAAAUAUAUGGCUUUGGAUCAGAAAGAAUUUACAACUACAAUUUGCGCUAAGUAUACAUACGGGAAAAACGUGAAAGGAAUGUUAACUGCUCAGCUGUGUCUGAAGCAUUCAUCUUAUGAUUCAUGGCGGAGUACUAGAAAAAGUGUUAGUUUCACAAGAUGCGAAAAUAUCACAAAGGAGAUCGAUGGCUGCACAGAUAUUACACUGUCACGAGAGGCAUUAAAUAUGGGAGAAAUUAUUAGUAUUUAUGGAUCACAAUUUGUCGUCGAUAGUCGGGUUACUGAAACCCUAACCGGGGUGACAUUAAAAAAGAGAGCUGUGACAAGAAACUUCAAGAGACGCUCACUUCAAAUGUCGUUUGCUGGAACUUCGAAUAAAUUUAAGCCGGGUCUACCUUUCUCAUAUGUGCUAAAAGUUACACGUCCAGAUAACUCGCCAGCGACGGGAGCCAACGUUCGCGUUACAAUCGCUCGCGGCUGGUACUCAGGUGCUCUGUUCUAUAACAAAACAUUCGUCGUCACCAAUGGCUUGAUCACAGACUCCAUCAAUGACGCAACUUACAAUGCCAAAAGUUUGGUUUUCGAGGCAAAACUUCUAGACAAAAAUCCGUAUCCAGUGAAAAUUAGAAACUAUUACUACUAUAAUAAUAUGAGAGCAUCGCAUUCCGCCAGACCCUGGUAUUCUCCAAGCUUCAGUUACCUUGAAAUACUUAAGAAGAAGACUCCAGCUAUGAUCGGCAGCGAGGCUUCUCUGACGGUACGAUACACAGCACGUAACGACACUGGCAAGGAAGUAGAUUUUUAUUACACUGUAAUGUGUAAGGGCGAAUUUGUGAAAACGGGAAAACACACACAGCAUCAUGAUUUCAUCGUGGUCGAGGAACCAACUACCACAGCAAGAACAACCACUACUGCUGCACCAACAAACAAAACCGCGAACAAUGGUACAAUCGUACCCGUUUUAGAAAAAUUGAUCCUCGUUGGUCCACGAUGGGGAGGAUGGAGACCCCGACCUGACCCAGUUAAAAAAUUGGAUACAAGGCCACGAGUUGAAAAAUUUGAUAUUGAAUUCCCAGUGACAAUGAAAAUGGUGCCUUCCUGUCGGAUUAUGGUGUAUUACGUGAGAGAAGACAAGGAAGUUGUUGCUGAUAGCGUGGAGUUCGAUGUAGAAGAUAGACUGGAAAACCAGGUGUCGGUGAGUUUUGCGGAGAAGGAACAGAAACCAGGAGAAAAAACGAAGCUGAUAUUGAAGGCUUCGCCCGGAUCACGUGUGGCGUUUGUGGCCGUGGACAAGAGCAUUCACAUUUUGAAAUCUGGGAACGAGUUAACAAAGGAUAAGAUCCGUCCAUACCUACGCGAGCAGCGAAGCAGAGCAUGGUCUUCUAACCCAAAAUGUGACUAUUGGCGACCCUGGGGGAGACGAAAACGUGGUAUUGCGCCGUGGUGGGGAGAUAGAACAGACUACGAAGACGCAUCUGCGGCCUUUGAUGCGGCUGGUCUGGUUUUCCUAUCAAAUCUACACAUUUUUACUAAACCAUGUCCAAGAGGUUAUCCAGUCUUUGACGAUUCUGGUGAAGCGCGAAAUGUUGAGGUAUCGCGGGAGGAAAGCACUGGCGGUAUACCUGGUGUACAAGGUCCGCAAAAUGAAGCUGAACCGCAAGUGAUUCCUGAACACAUGAACAGACGAAGGAAACAAAACACGGUCAAAAUUCGCAAAGAGUUCCCAGAGACAUGGUUAUGGUCGGAUGAGAAACUCGACGAAUCCGGAAACAAGACAAUCGAAGUAACUGUGCCAGGUACAAUCACAAGUUGGGUGGCAAAUGGUUUCGCUAUUUCCUCGAAGACAGGCAUCGGCGUUUCAGAAACUACGACACUGAAAGCUUUCCAACCGUUCUUUGUUUCAAUGACACUACCGUACUCCGUCAUCCGCGGAGAAGAGAUUCCAGUAAUCGUAACAGUGUUUAAUUAUCUGCCCAGUUGCGCUGCGAUCAAGUUAGAAUUGAGCCACAAGCAGGCCGACUACAAAGUGACGUCGUAUCAUAUCAACAAACUCUGCGUUUGUGGCAGCGAAGGAAAGUCAGUGAAGUUUACCAUCAUUCCUACUAACCUCGGACACAUUCCUCUCACGGUCACGGCAACUACGUCAUCUGCUAAACUCUGUUCUAAUAACACAAUUAAUAUUCCAGUCCAGGAUGCCGUUACACGAAAACUACUUGUCGAGGCUGAAGGCAUCCGCAAGGAGUUCACUCAGGGAACAUUCUUCUGCCCAGGAAACCAGGAAUACAAGGAGGAGUUUGAUCUCAGGGUACCUGCGAAUUACGUACCAGGGUCAAUAUACCCGACAGUGACUAUUAUAGGUGACAUCAUGGGACCUGCAAUGACGAAUCUAGAGGACCUAUUGCGCAUGCCCUAUGGCUGUGGCGAACAAAAUAUGGCAAAUUUCGCACCCAAUAUCUACAUCAUGGAUUACUUGACUCAGACCAACCAAGCGACAGAAAGAAUCAAGAGUACAGCGGAAAACUUUAUGAAAGUUGGUUAUCAACGAGAAUUGACUUACAAAAGAAAAAGCGGCUCGUACAGUGCGUUUGGCGACUCUGACAGUCAAGGAAGUAUGAUGUUGACCGCGUUUGUAGUUCGAUCAUUUGCCCGAGCGAAAAGAUACAUUUUUGUUGAUCAUUCCCAAGUUGAACACAGUUUCAGAUGGUUCCGCAGCAAACAAUUGGAUAACGGAUGUUUCCCACAGUACGGAAAAGUUUUUAAUAGAAGACUACAGGGAGGCGUGAACAGCGAACUUACAAUCACAGCAUAUGUCACCACGGCUCUUUUGGAAGCUGGAGAAACAACAAAUAGCACCAUGGUGUCCAAAGCUCUCCAGUGUAUCGUAGAUCGACUUGAUUCGAUCACGGAUACUUAUUCAACUGCCCUUGUGACGUACACCUUGACUUUAGCAAACCAUACUGACGCACAGAGGAUGCUCAGAAUGUUGAAAAAUAAGGCAACCAAGCAAGAGGAUCAAAUGUACUGGGCUAAUGGAAACAAACCUACACCGAAGCCAAGAUAUUACUAUUAUCAUUCAGCAGCCGACGUAGAAAUGACAGCGUAUGCCUUACUUUCAAUUUUACACCAAAUGCCAACUGAUGAAGGCGUAGUAAAUAAUGAAAUUAUGGCCAUUAUUCGCUGGUUAUCAAGACAAAGAAAUUCCCGAGGCGGAUUCUCUUCAACCCAGGACACUUGUGUUGCCUUGCAAGCGUUGGCCGAGUUUGCAGGAAGAGCUUAUGGAGAUAGCGCUGAUUUUAAUACAAGUCAGUUAACAGGAUCUUUAAAGAUGGGUAAUUACUACAACCACAAUUUCGCAGUAACAAUGGCGAAUAAACUGACAUUACAAACUGUCGAGCUCCCUCAGAAGAUCAUUCCCGGUAAAUUGGAAGUAACGGGUCAGGGCGUUGGUUGUGCUUUGUUACAGGCGUCAGUGAAGUAUAAUGUUCCAGAACCGGAAGAAGAUCCAGCAUUUGAUAUUAAAGUUGAUGUUCGUAGGAGACGCUCAGCUCCUGAGGAAGAAGCGAGUCAGUGCAGCCCAUUAAAACUGGAAAUCACUACAAAGUGGCUCAAGGAGGAUGCUUCCAACAUGGCAGUGGUGGAUAUUAAGCUUGUUACUGGAUUUAGUGUGAGAGAAGAGUCUUUAAAAAAUCUAAGGAAUGAUCUGACGCUGAAUUUCAAACGUUACGACAUUGAUGGACAGAACGUACAGCUUUAUUUCGAUGAGAUCAAGGAUAUUACUUUCUCUAUUGACAUCCAUCAAGACACACUUGUGAAGAAACUGAAACCAGCCGUUGUCAAAGUCUACGAUUACUAUGAACCAGAAAGCCAAGCUAAAGUGAUGUACAGAAUUGGUGAGGCUGAAUGCUAUGGCAACAGAGUUGGUGCAGAGUGCCCAAGAUGUGUGGCUUUAGAGAAUCUGGAUGCUAUAGUUGGAUGCAACAGCACCGUGACAAGAAUGAAAUCCGCGCAAGGCAUGCUCAGAGUUGUCAAAGCAUUUUCCGAGGACUCGAAGAAGAAAGGCAAGCGCAUUAUGAAAAAAAAUCUGGAGUAUCGCAUUCCAGAAUUCUGUCCAUGCGAUGAGAUCUACGACAAGGAACGAUCCAUUGUGAUUGGUCAAAACAGUUACUUCCAAGACGACGGCCGUAAGAUCACGGUCGUGCUGAAUUCUGGGACGACAAUCUACAAGUACACUGGAAAGGUGAUGAAGCCUCAAAUAAGAAAGAUCAAGAGACAGCUCGCAGCUUGUAAACGCACGGCCCGCAAAAGAGGAAAUUAAAGUAACCACAGGAUUUUGAUACCAAACGUAAACUAUUAUUGUUUUGUUGCAACAUGCACGGUUAUAUCGUUGAAUCAGUUUGUAAUUUUUUAUUUCUAUUCUUUUCAAUGGCAAUGCAAUAAAUAAUCUAUAUUUGUAUACCCACUAUACCGUAACUAUUGAUGCAGUGUUUGUAAUAUCAUUAAAACCCGGGACAAAAUCAA
Dendronephthya gigantea is the source of this 5260-nucleotide messenger RNA. Its product is annotated as alpha-2-macroglobulin-like. The transcript is spliced from 36 exons. The record is from RefSeq and is a predicted model, not a curated record. Gene Ontology annotation, molecular function: endopeptidase inhibitor activity. Gene Ontology annotation, cellular component: extracellular region. NCBI's taxonomy places the organism in Eukaryota, Metazoa, Cnidaria, Anthozoa, Malacalcyonacea, Nephtheidae. Bases 42 to 5057 code for a protein of 1671 amino acids.